AUGGCAACGGGAUGCUCCAGCAACCCAAUACAAUCCUCGUGGAUUGUUUUUGGCAUUUUUUUCUUGUUUAUCUUUGUUAUACUAACCCAGCCGCCCUCACCCGCCAGUACUUCCCCCUCCAGCAGCAUUGGAGAUGGGUGCCCAUCCCUUCUACUCGCUCCCAAGUCUCUCGAACUUGGGGUCAGGAACCGGAGGACCCCAGCAACGUGUUUCCGGUUUCAAUAUCCCAUCGAUAAACGCCGGAAACGAGUCGAGUCACAACGUGACAAAAACCGAAACGGGCCCCGAACUUCGCCGACUCUCGUCGGUGGGAAUGAACCACAACCCUUCGCAGCUCCCACCUCCUACGCCAAUGAACAACGAACAACCCUCGGCACUGGCUCCUCCUGGAAUGCCAGCCGGCGUUCCCAAUCGCACUGCUACAACCAACGUUUACAGGACAUUGAACGUCAGAGAUGCAUUGUCGUAUUUGGACCAGGUGAAGAUCCAGUUCUACAGUCAGGCAGAUGUCUACAAUAA
Meyerozyma guilliermondii ATCC 6260 is the source of this 519-nucleotide messenger RNA. RefSeq lists its product as uncharacterized. The record is from RefSeq and is a predicted model, not a curated record. Bases 1 to 519 code for a protein of 172 amino acids. Lineage: Eukaryota; Fungi; Ascomycota; Pichiomycetes; Serinales; Debaryomycetaceae. The transcript has a single exon.